This is a messenger RNA of Trichechus manatus latirostris (Florida manatee), 989 nucleotides long. It is a transcript of the gene TSHB, whose product is annotated as thyroid stimulating hormone subunit beta. Gene Ontology annotation, biological process: G protein-coupled receptor signaling pathway. The record is from RefSeq and is a predicted model, not a curated record. The transcript is spliced from 2 exons. The coding region runs from base 177 to 593 and encodes 138 amino acids. Gene Ontology annotation, cellular component: cytoplasm; extracellular region. Gene Ontology annotation, molecular function: hormone activity. NCBI's taxonomy places the organism in Eukaryota, Metazoa, Chordata, Mammalia, Sirenia, Trichechidae.
AUUACAUAUAUAAAAGCAUCUACUAUAGGGCCUAGCACAUAGUAGGCAUUCAAUAAAUGGUAGCUGUUAUUAUUAUUAUUGGCCAUUUUAUAUAUUUUAACCCUUUCCAUGUGUUCCUUCUGAAUGUCCUAAAGGGAUACAUAUAAUAGGUUCUUUAAUUUUAUCUUUGAUUUAGCAUGACUGCUAUCUUCCUGAUGUCCUUACUUUUUGGCCUUGUAUGUGGGCAAACGAUGUCUUUUUGUGUUCCAACUGAGUAUACAAUGCACAUCGAAAGGACAGAAUGUGCUUAUUGCCUAGCCAUCAACACCACCAUCUGUGCUGGAUAUUGUAUGACACGGGAUAUUAAUGGCAAACUGUUUCUCCCCAAGUAUGCUCUGUCCCAGGACGUUUGUGCAUAUGCAGACUUCAUCUACAAGACUGUAGAAAUACCAGGAUGCCCACGCCAUGUUGCUCCCUAUUUCUCCUACCCUGUUGCUGUAAGCUGUAGGUGUGGCAAGUGUGAUACUGACUAUAGUGAUUGUAUACAUGAAGCCAUCAAGACAAACUACUGUACCAAACCUCAGAAGUCCUACAUGAUGGGAUUUUCUGUCUGACUUCAAUACAGAUGUAAUUUGCAAUUUGGUUAAAUGUGUGUAUCUGGAACAAAACUAAUAAAAUAUCAACAUAUUUCACAACACCUUAUGUACACUUUGAGUACUAUUUCAUCCAUACACAUACCCAUACAUGCAUUAGAGGGCUGAAGGGGCUUUAGAAGGAAAGGUUAGUGAAACAACCUUUCAAGCUCAUAUAAAGGAUGGUUUCCUCACGAGAGGGUAGAGUGGAGGUAAAAUGGAGAACAGGGGCAUAAAAUGUUAAUGGAAGCCAACCUUGAGCAGACUCCCCUAACAGAGGGUCAGGAGGUUUGCCUUGUCAUAGAAAGUGAAUAUGGGACCACUAAGCAUUAUGAUGGUAAUGUGAUCAGAAGCUGAAGGAACAUAUGGCACCAGGGU